UAUAUAUAUGCGUGUGUAGAUGUAUAUUAAAAAGUAAGAAUAUUCAUUCGCAAAUGCUUUCGAGAAUUUCAAUACUACUUUUGAAGAAUUUUCGUAGACGUUCGAAUAAAGUCGAUAUUCUUUGUUCGUUCGAUUUACGCGUAAUCUUUUGUUACACAAUAAGAAUAAAUCCCUACGAAUGGAGAACUUAUUCCGUAUUCUCCGAGACUUGAGACUCCGGGAGUACUUUCACUGGGACACUGAAAAGGCGCGCGUGAUGAGAAUCAGCCGAAAUUGUUCGAAUUCGCGGCACACGACCAUGGAAUAUAUUAGUCGAUUUUUUCGAAGGAAGUCGAGAGAAGAUUAUUUGUUUCCCAUGUCAUACGUGUAUCUUAUAUAUAUAUAUAUAUAUAUUUUUUUUUCUCUCUUGAUUAAAAGCCAUUUAAUCAGUAUGUAACGUCUACUAAGUAUGUAUGAAGAUUAAUGAACGUUAGAAAGAAGAAGUUCGUUCACAAGAACAUUCUGUCUUCUAUCUUCAUUCUACUUUUAAUCUCAGUUUUAUUUCUAUCAUCGAUUUACGUCAAACUUUUGCGUAGUUUAAUUUUUCAUUAUCUCUUCGGUAUAACAAGGAAAAAUCUUUCGAGAUUCUCUUUUAAUUUGCUAAAAUAUAUAUACAUAUGUACAUACACAAUAAUUAUCUAUCGUUCGUAUCAAAAUAAGAAUUUCGGUAGUUAUAUAUAAAAAGACGAAUCUAUACCACAUCGAUAUGUGUAACAUCAUGAAUCCGUAACAGUAUUGCUUAAGUUUCGAUCGAUGAAAGCCAGUAAGAAAGUCUAUUGUAAUUCGUGAAUGGUCGCGACCCGACUGUAUUUAUAUAUGUGCAGGUAUGGCUGUAGUUUUAGUUGGUGCGAGUCUGUUCAUAUCCUCAUAAGAAUUAGUUUCCCGACAACUGUCUAGCGAUUAAAUGUCGAUAAGCCGAUAAUUACAUUUCUUUGACCUUAAGAAGAAUCAGGAGAUAGCAUAGUGCAGUGUGUCGAGUGUUAGAAAGGAUUAUGCUAUUGUGGAAAAUGCGAUUCUCUUUGGUAACAUGUCUCCUCGUCAUUGGAUUAUCAUCACUGACGUAUGCCGGAGAUGCGGAAGAAAGUUCUGAUAUUACGAAAUUAGAAGUAGUAGAAUUGAGCGAAGCGGAAACCGAUAGCGAUGCAAAGGAAUCCGACGUUCAAAUAAAAAGAGAUUCUGGAUAUUCGUAUAAUAGACCAAAUACAAGAUCCAGAUUUCAGUCUGGUCAAUCGGGAUAUCGAGGAAGAAUCGUUACGAGGAUUCCAAGUCAAAUAAAUAGGCCAUUUAACAAAUAUGGUCCACCGAGUCAUCAGAAUUUGGGAUUAUCCAAGCCCAAUGUUCAUGGGCAACAACAUCGUGAUAAAUUUCAACAUCAUGGACAAUCUUCUCAACAUCGUCAUCCGAAUAAUCAACAUUCCAAUAAUUUCCCAAAUCAUGGCAAUGGUUUAUGGGAUCAAGGUAUACCAAGUCCUAUAAGAAAUCUUGAUUUUGCCGAAGUCAGUCCUAUAGCCAGUCAAAACAACGAACCAUUUGGUUCGAACACAGCUAAUUAUUUGCCACCUAGAAAUCAAAAAUUGCCAGCUUAUUCGCCAGCUGAUAACUUUUCUCCGCAACAUGCAGUAUCACCGUCGCAGAGUCAUCUCGAAAGUCAUAACGCAAAUUUCCAAAAUCAAAAUGUCGUUCAAUCGCAAGGAGGUCAGAUAUCCGAUGCUGCUCUUUUUCUAUCACAAAACGCACAAGCCUUGCAACAACUGUACGGUGCUGCGGCUACUAGCCAAGACUUUGCGCCAAAUGCGAACGAUUUCAUCGAUCAAAAUAAUCAGAUUCAGAAUCCAAACGGUCAAUUGCAACAUUUCGAGAAUACCUCACCAAAUCCUCAAAUCUUUCGAGGACCAUUACCUUCUUACGCUUCGGGUACAUUGAAUCCUCAAGAGACACUUGAGCACAUACAGUCGUUAGAAAAAGAUAGAUUGAUCGCGCAGUUGCAACAAGCGUUGGCUCAAUCCCAAGUCCAAUCUUCCAAUACUGAAGUUAGAUACGCGCAAAAUCAUGGCAAUUAUCCUCAGAAUCAAGAUCUCUUGGCUUCCAUUGGUACGGAAUUUCCACCGCUAGGAACAACGACCGGUCCAAUCAAAUUUCCUUUAGGCUAUGGUCUGACCACAACGACGACUCAAUCACCGGGCACCAGUGCGACAACGACAAUCGCAACUUCAACCGGACGUCCUAUUCAGGCUAACAAAGGCGAUGGUACAACGCAGAUCGGUGUAAACGUGCCUGUUCCUGCUCAACCUGGAACUGCGGUCGUAAAUCCCAUAGGAUUCCCAUUGUACGGCGGGUUCGUACCAACCUUCGUAGCAAAUGUCCCUAGCUAUGGAGUUUAUGCUCCAGGCGCAGUGACUCCGAUACAAUCGUCAGGAUCAUCGUCUACUCACUUUGGAAUACCUAUUCCAACAGAUCAAGGAAAUAAAGGAAUUCAACCUCAGCUACCUCCAAAGACACCACCGUCAGCUAGUCAACCUGGAGUUGUCACUUCAACGCCCGUUCAACCAGUACAUCCGACUUCUCCUUUGCAUCCUGUUGCUACACCCAUUCAUCCUAUCCUCCCAGCAACUCCGACACACGUUCAACCUUCGCUUAUCAAUUACAAAAACCGACACUGCCAACCUAUCCAUGGAGUUAUGCACCCUCGUACGUUUCUGCGAAGCCUGCUCAAAUAUGGAAAUGAGAUGAUGCUAUAUUUAUUGAACUAUACGCGACUCGUUCUCCCACGUCAUCGUGACUUGUUCACUCUCUCGAAUACGAAAGAAAGAAAGAAUGAAUGAAAGAAAGAAAGAAAGAAAGAAAGAAAGAAAGAAAGAAAGAAAGAAAGAAAGAAAGAAAGAAAUAUAGAAAUAUAGAAAGGAAGAAAGAAAGUCGGCAAGAGUUCGGAAAACGAGAUUUCGAGUAAAUUUCUCGGAAAUGAGAAGAAGUAACGAGAUAAGAUGAACGAUCCGUAGCAAUUUCAUUUUAAUGGAAUGGAACUAUAGUUGAUUAAUUAUUAAGUAGAACAUCGAUUAGAGCUUCUUCGAUGACACUGCUAUCGAUGACAGCUUAUAAGUAUCGAAAUACGAUACACUUUCCUUCGGACUCUCGAAUAACGUUCGUGUUCCUUCUCCUAUAAUUCUCAUGAUAUUCUCUAACGUUGGAGUCCAUGUACAUAUAUAU
Messenger RNA from Vespula pensylvanica (western yellowjacket), 3243 nucleotides. RefSeq lists its product as uncharacterized. Lineage: Eukaryota; Metazoa; Arthropoda; Insecta; Hymenoptera; Vespidae. The record is from RefSeq and is a predicted model, not a curated record. Bases 1032 to 2861 code for a protein of 609 amino acids. The transcript has 4 exons.